AUGCCGGACUCGGCCAGCUCCUUGGACACGACGUAUGCGUCCUCCGUGUUUAGCGUUCUGUUGACGAACGCCGUUACGACGUACUUACCCGGAAAUACGAUCGGGGCCGACUCCGUGGACAUCUUCGAAAGCGCGCACAUGAACGGGGUCAUGACGAGGGGUCUGCUCUCGCCGUUGGCCACGACCGUAGCGUCGCCCUUGACCGGCGUCAGGGACAUGGCCUGCCUGGCCAUCUGCACCCCCAUCCCGAGGCUGGGGUCGGCGGUCCACGCGGCGAAGGGGAUGGAUGCACUGGACAAUGGAGCCGAAGAACUGCUCGGGCUCUGA
Molecule: messenger RNA, 327 nt
Organism: Fonsecaea pedrosoi CBS 271.37
Lineage: Eukaryota; Fungi; Ascomycota; Eurotiomycetes; Chaetothyriales; Herpotrichiellaceae
Exons: 1
Coding region: 1-327 (108 amino acids)
Source: RefSeq, a predicted model, not a curated record